Messenger RNA from Populus nigra (black poplar), 1788 nucleotides. RefSeq lists its product as uncharacterized. The record is from RefSeq and is a predicted model, not a curated record. The transcript is spliced from 8 exons. Bases 364 to 1491 code for a protein of 375 amino acids. Lineage: Eukaryota; Viridiplantae; Streptophyta; Magnoliopsida; Malpighiales; Salicaceae.
GUGGGUCUCAAAGCAGGGGUGUUGUUGCAUCAUCAUAUUUUUAGCAAGAAAAUCUAAAGACAAGUCUUUGAACAUACUCUUCUCCCCUCCUCCGGUCGGUAGAAUAGAACCCUUCUUCCCCUCCUUCAACCUACCUCUAGGUAUCGAAAAGCAGAAAACAAGGCUUUUUUCUAUGAUCGUGUCUGUUGCUGAACCCAGAAAGGAAACAAGAACUGGGAUGCCAUGGCCAUGGGAAUAUGAAAGGAAAGAUAUCUGCAAACAGAAUCUCUUUUAGUACACUAUUUGUGUAGUUUUUAGUCUUUUUUUUUGGGGGGCAAAGAAAUCCGUUCUACCAAUUUUUAGUGUUUUAAAGAAAAAGGGAGCAUGGGAAAGCAACAAAAGUCGUUAAGGAGCAAAGCAGUCCACUUCGUGUCUGAUCUCACCACUGUCAUCCUUAAUCCUAUCUCUGAUAAACCCUCCAAGCAUCCCACUCCUCUUCCUCAUCCUCCUCCUGAAGAUGUCAGUGAGUCAAAAAGGAGUCAGCUAGAGUUCGUUACUGAAGAGGAUACAGGGCACUUAGUUGAGGAGCCUGAUACUUCUUCGUUUACUGCAUUCUUAUACUCUUUGUUAUCGUCCUCAGGGUCUGGAAAUAAUCCAAAAUUGGAUGAGCAAAAUGAUCAUUCAGCACAAAUGGGUGACCAGCUAUCAGAGAAUGUAGCAAAAGAGAGUGGCACAAAAAAGGGGUUAUUUUCAAGGGGCAAACAAACUCUAAGAGCUAUUUACCAAGCUACAAGAAUUGGUGGAAAUCGGAGCCAAGAAAGCAAGGGUAAUUCAGACUUGAAAAAUGUUGACGAGAAUGAUGAUUUUGGUGGACUUGAGGUGAAGAGCAUGCCGAAGCAGAACAUGAAAGAGCCUGUUGCUUUGGGAGAUCUUCCAGACAUAUCUGAACCUUCAUUGCUUCUUUCAGAGAAAGAAAGAAGCACCCUUUAUGUUUCCCUUCCAGCACUUGUUCAAGGGAGGAAAUGGUUAUUGCUCUACAGUACAUGGAGGCACGGGAUAUCUCUUUCAACCUUGUAUAGAAGAAGCAUGCUUUGGUCUGGACAUAGCUUGCUGGUUGUUGGAGAUCGCAAGGGGGCAGUAUUUGGUGGCUUGGUUGAAGCUCCGCUAAGGCCAACCAACAAGAAAUAUCAGGGAACGAAUAGCACAUUUGUUUUCACAAAUAAACCUGGUCAUCCUGUUAUAUUCCGUCCUACAGGUGCUAAUCGUUAUUUCACUUUGUGCUCCACUGACUUUCUUGCAAUUGGUGGAGGUGGCCGCUUUGCACUCUACAUGGACAGUGAUCUAUUAAAUGGAUCAAGUUCGGUCUCGGAAACCUAUGGGAACCCUUGUCUUGCACACACAGAAGACUUUGAAGUUAAGGAAGUUGAGUUGUGGGGCUUUGUAUAUGGUUCAAAGUAUGAGGAAAUACUUGCUUUAAGCAGAACUGAGUCUCCUGGGAUUUGUCGGUUUUGAACGUUCAAGAAUGGGACAGAGCUCAUUCAUUAUGACGUGGAUCAAGUAGUUUGUUUGACACUACUGAAUGAUGCUGAAUGCCAAUCCAUUGCACAUCUCAAAUGGAAGUCGGUACAUGUAAAGAAUCAUUUACCAUCAACCUUUGUACACAGAUGUUCAACCCUUGAACCAAGAGUGCUUUUUAACCUUUUCACUAUCCAGUUUUUUAAUGUAAGCUGGAUUUGACAGUAAUGACUGAUAAUACAACAAAGAAGAACACAUAUGGCACUGCUAAAUGUAGAUCAAAGUUUGUAAAUA